Linepithema humile (Argentine ant) is the source of this 918-nucleotide messenger RNA. Lineage: Eukaryota; Metazoa; Arthropoda; Insecta; Hymenoptera; Formicidae. The record is from RefSeq and is a predicted model, not a curated record.
AUGUCGUCUGACCAGUACUAUCAAGGUCAAGUUAUAUGGUCCGAAUGUAGUCGUGGUAUAGCUGAAGCACUCUGGUACAAAAAAGAUUGUCUUCGAGAUCAGACGAGACCGAAACGUUUAGGUGACACAUCACUCUCGUUAGGUGACACAUCACUCGACCACUCACGUUAUCACGAUUUACCCGGAAGAAAAUGGACCGCCAAAGCACAAUGCGAAAUAUAUUUUCGCGACAAGGAUGCAAACGUAGUCUCGUUGCUUGAUAUAUGCAAAACCUUAGAAUGCGAAACGCCUCACAAGAAUGGGCAUUACAUCACGGGACCGGCAUUGGAAGGAACUUAUUGUGCACCCGGAAAGGAAUGUCGUGGCGGAGAAUGCGCACCCGUUAUCAAACCACCGUACAUUUUUGAAAAUUGUGAAGAUGAUAACUGGAGUGAAUGGAAAGAAAGCAACUGUCAAAGUAUCUGCUUGGAGAAAUCUAAAGGUGUAAAACUCAAACGACGUUCUUGUAGACAUAGGAAUCGCAGAACGACGAGUUGUCAAGGACCAUAUUACGACGUAGUCCUGUGCGAUGAUACUUUACCUUGCAUUAAGAAACGCAAGACGAUUGACUCAUUUAUCAAAAUAAAAUGCAUGAAAUUUUUGAGUAACUUUUCCACCAUAUCGUUUAAGAAUUUGACGCUUAAACUAACACCUAAGUUCGAGCUAAGAUGGCAGGCCGCUCAUAAUUUUGAGAAACCGUGGAUAGCUUGUACUAUACACUGCCAACAAAAAGAUUCGUCUACUAUCGACGCACUACGCUUGAAAAUGCUCAACCAUAAUAUUAAUCCGUACUUUCCAGAUGGAACGUGGUGUCAUGAGAAAGAUGGCCAGGAUUAUUAUUGCCGACAACAUUUCUGUCUGCCUGAAAGCUACUCUUAA